UGCCAGGUCCAGAGUCUCUCAUGGGUCCCUGUAACGGCCUCCCAUUGCUGCUGUUUCCAUCGCCACACUCUGCCAUGUGCCACAUUCAGUCUCUUCACACUGCUGGGUUCCAUUUUGUCAUAGGGUGCUGGCAGAUUACAGGCCUCCCAUAGGUGCUGCCAGGCCCCAAAUCUGCCAUGGACCCCCGUACCGCCUGGUCACGCUGCUGCUGGGCCCACAGUGUGACCUGGGUCCCUGUACCGCCUCCCAUUGCUCCCACUCUGCCAUGUGCCACUUUGAGGUCUCCUCACACUCCUGCUGGUUUCCAUUUUGUCAUAGGUUGCUGUAUGGCCUCCCAUUGCUGCUGCCUCCACCGCCACACUGUGGCUCCAAACACUGGUUUUGGCCCCGUGACUGGCCAAAUGAGU
Molecule: messenger RNA, 407 nt
Organism: Staurois parvus
Lineage: Eukaryota; Metazoa; Chordata; Amphibia; Anura; Ranidae
Source: the annotation of a GenBank genome assembly